UUGAUCGAAUCAUCAUCAUCGUCAGAAAUGCAAACAGCACUUCUUAAAAGUUUCGCAUGUCAACAUGUUGUUUUGUGUGUUUCGUAUCGCUCCAGAAAUGUCACAAAUUCUUUGAAGCUCAUUAACGAUUCGUACAUUCCGCGAUUUUUGCGAUAUAAGAAUUUUAAACUGGAGAAUUUCUAUCUUCGCGACUGUGAGCGAGUUAUGGAUCAAUUAGUUGCACCGAUACGAUUCUUACAAAUGGAUGAUGUUGAGUUCGUUGCGAUGAAGGCUUGCAUUCUUUUCAAUCCUGUGGCAAAAGGCUUAUCAAGUUCAAGCGUAAUGCAUGUUCUAUCAACACGUCGUCAGAUAUUCAGUGCCUUAGAGCAUUACGUUACCUCGAAGAUUCCAGCUGAUCCGAAUCGUCUCGGCGAUCUAACCUUCUUCAUACUUUCUCCAUUGCAGACUCUAGCCAAUAUGAUAUCGGAAGAUUUGUUGGUAUCGAAAUUGUCGGGCGUCGCACAUUUGGAUCAGCUCAUGGAAGAGUUGAUACUUUGUGAUCCAGGAGAACAGAAAGUGCUCUCUAAUCGGUUUCAAAACGGUGAAAAUCAUGGUUGA
Messenger RNA from Anisakis simplex (herring worm), 597 nucleotides. Lineage: Eukaryota; Metazoa; Nematoda; Chromadorea; Rhabditida; Anisakidae. The record is from the annotation of a GenBank genome assembly.